Molecule: messenger RNA, 4362 nt
Organism: Aspergillus costaricaensis CBS 115574
Lineage: Eukaryota; Fungi; Ascomycota; Eurotiomycetes; Eurotiales; Aspergillaceae
Exons: 14
Coding region: 1-4362 (1453 amino acids)
Biological process (GO): transmembrane transport
Cellular component (GO): membrane
Molecular function (GO): ATP hydrolysis activity; ABC-type transporter activity; ATP binding
Source: RefSeq, a predicted model, not a curated record
AUGGCCUUUUUCAGUGCAGUUAUCCCUCGACUUUGCGUUUCGGCAUUUACCAUUAUGCAGCCCCUUUUGGUCAGUGAAAUUACCACAUACGCAGCACUUCCAGAAGAUCAAGAGACAAGAAACAAGGGGUAUGGGUUGAUAGCAGCUUCAGGGAUUGUAUAUAUUGGUCUUGCUGUAUCCACGGCGUUCUAUAGUCGACAGACGUAUCAGUUCAUUAUUAGUAUUCGUGGCGGUCUUCUUGCGGCAGUCUAUGCGCAGACUCUCACCCGACGAUCCGGCAAUAUGGGCACUGACACGGCUAUCACACUAAUUGGGACAGACGUGGAGCGUAUUUCAACUAGCUUACGUGACAUACACGAGAUAUGGGCAUCCCCUAUUGACAUUGGGCUGGCACUGUGGCUAUUAGAACGCCAGCUUGCGGUGUCAUGUAUCAUGCCCGUCAUCCUCUCCCUGGCCUCUAUGCCCAUUGCAUACUGCGCCCAGACCCCCUGGCUGGUGGAUACCAGUAUCCGGGGUAACAUCGUUGGCCCGCUCGACUUUCAACCGGACUGGUACCGUCACGUACUCUGGCUGUGCUGUUUGACCGAGGAGGUUCAAGCUCUGCCAGAACGAGACUUUACCAGAAUCGGAGGACAGGGGUUCAUGCUCAGUGGAGGGCAGAAACAACGCCUGGCCCUUGCUCGUGCCCUUUAUUCCGGCUGUAAGAUGAUAGUCCUUGACGAUAUCUUCAGCGGACUUGAUGGGGCCAAUAUAAAUAGUAUUUGUGAAAGGCUACUGGACAGGCAUACGGGUUACCUGCAUUCCAGAGGCAUUACUGUUAUCCUAUCGACACAUAAUGCCAAAGUAGCGGCCUUUGCCGAUGAGAUUCAUCUUUUGAAAGAGGGUACAGUCGUGACAUACAAGCCGUCUCCCCCUUCGACACCCUCUUCUGGUCAUCAAAUUUCGUUUCCUGACGACCACAACUACGAACAACUGGCCUCACCAGAACAGCAGCCUUCUCAAUCUUUCGACGCUGACAUCUCCUCCAAUGAUGACAUACUGGAUACAAAACAGGGGAUCUCGCAGCCGGUCAAAGAUCGCUCUGUUUAUCUAUAUUACCUAAAGUCCGCAGGGUUGAGGCUUUCAGUUCUUUACAUAGUACUUGUUCUUGUCUUUGCGUUCUGCCAAAAUUUUCCAACACUUUGGCUCAAGUGGUGGUCAGAGGCCAGUACUGAAAGCCCAAACAGGCCACAUUGGAUGUACUUGGGCGUUUUUAUUGCCCUUGGGCUAGGUGCUGUAAUUAUUGGCGCUGCCAGCUCAUGUGCACCGCUCUUCUGGCUUAGCGAGGCUAAUUCAGGCGACAUUCUGAAUCGUUUCAACCAGGACUUGGAACUUACCGACAUGACCUUACCGCUUGCCGCCAUUAACACAACAAAAGCGCUCGGGGCUUGUUUGCUGAAGAUGAUCAUACUGUUCGUCGUAGCGAAGUACAUGUCCCUCACAGUUCCACCUCUUCUGUUAGUAUGCUACUUCCUUCAACGGUACUACCUCCGGACAUCUCGACAAAUACGCCUUCUCAGCAUCGAGACCAAAGCUCCAUUGUAUCAACAUCUUUCUGAGACAUUGAGCGGUGUAUCUACCAUCCGUGCAUUUCGCCGACAACGAUGGUUUGAGAGUAACAACCUCUUGCUUGUGGAUGACUCACAGAAAUGUGUCUAUACCUUGUUCAUGAUCCAACAGUGGUUGACCCUCGCUAUGGAUCUGUUGGCGAGUGGACUGGUGGUUCUUCUCAUGAUCCUCAUCGUCUUUACCAGGGAUUCGUUCAAUUCAGGCUCAUCUGGAACAGCAAUUGUGACCCUCAUGAGCUUUACCCAGUCUUUAGCACGCUUGCUAAAAUUUUGGUCGCUGACCGAAUCAUGCCUUGGGGCGGUCUCCCGGAUUAAAAGCUUCGGGGAGACCGUGCCGUCGGAAGAGCAGAGUAAACGUUUCGAUGCUAACUCAUUGUUGUCCCUAAAUGAAAAGGUAUCAUGGCCUAGUCAUGGUGAAAUCGAAUUCGAUAAGGUUGUCGCAGCUUACAGAUCUCAUCCCGUUCUGAAAUCAGUCUCAAUGCGCAUCGAGCCAGGGGAUAAGGUCGCCAUCUGCGGACGCUCGGGAAGUGGCAAGUCAUCCCUUGUGCUCUGUCUUGGUGGAUUGCUUCCCAUACAAAGCGGCGCCGUUCGAAUUGACGGGGUCGACAUCAUCAAUGUCUCUUCACAGGAUAUCCUCAAGCAUCUGAGCGUCGUGCCCCAAGAUCCGUGCUUUCUGCCCGGAACCAUCCGGCUGAAUAUCGAUCCUGAUGAGACACUGUCGGAAUCCGCCCUGGAAGGCGUCCUCGAAGCCACCCAUUUGUCUGCUAUUGUUCAGAAGAUGGGCGGACUGGACGCUGAUCUAAAGCCGGAAUUAUGGUCGGCCGGGCAAGGGCAGUUGCUGGCACUUGCGCGCAGUAUGGCGAGGAAGAGCGUGGUUCUAAUCCUUGAUGAAGCCAUGAGUCGAGUCGAUCUUUCUACCCAAUCGCUCAUGGAACGCAUUGUUGCUAGUCAUUUCAAUCAUUGCACCGUUCUUUCAAUCGUGCACCGAUACGAGAACAUAUCCGCCUUCGAUAAGGUUGCGUUCUUCGAAGAUGGGGAACUAAUGGAAUUUGACAGGCCUGAAUCAUUGCUAUCGGAAGAGACCAGAUUCCGGGCUCUCCAUGUGGCCAUCGCCAAUAAUAGGUAUAAAUCAAGACCUGAUCUCUCCCCACCCCGUCUCAAUAUCACCAUUCCUCCAAACAACGGGCUAGAACGAGGAUACAUUUUCAUCGCCCCGUUCAAUGCCGUUUCCGAGCCGGCACAUCGAGCACCACAGCAGCCUGGUGCGUAUAUAUUCAGUGACGAUGGUGAGCUCGUCUGGUCCGGGUACACCUACUUCUCGACCUGGACAGGGAACUUUCAAGCCGCGCGGUGGAAUGGUCAGGAUGUUCUAGCCGCAUUCGAAGGUGCGCACAAUGGACUCUAUGGCCAUGGUCAUGGUCACCAUGUGCUCCUGAAUCAACGGUAUGAGACGAUCAAAGAACUCCGCGCGGGUAACCAUCUGCUCUCCGAUAAACAUGAGUUCGAGAUCUUGAACGAAUCGACGGCUUUGAUCCAGGUCCAUCACCCGGAGGUGCGAGAUCUGAGCAAUUACACAUCCGACCGGCGGCAACAUUGGAUUGUUAACGCAAUAUUUCAAGAAUUGAAUAUCAAUGACGGCAAAGUGUUGUUCGAAUGGAGAAGUCUGGAUCAUAUUGGCCCGGAGGAAUCUGCUCUCCCGCUUCCCAACGAUCAAGCGGGGAUUGGCCACAAUAGCUCUACUGCCUGGGACUAUUUUCACAUCAAUUCGGUGACCAAGGGCACCGACGGUCACUACCUUGUGUCCGCGCGUCAUGCCAGCACCAUUUACAAGAUUAACAGCACAGAUGGCAGCAUCAUCUGGCGACUAGGAGGGUCGCGAUCCGAUUUCGCCCUGGGCCCUAACGUAGAGUUUGGCUUCCAGCAUCAUGCCCGAUACCUUGAUCAGGUCGACAAUAGCGACGUGACAAGGAUAACGCUAUUUGACAACGCCGUAUAUGGCUCUGAAAGUGGCGGUGGCGGUGACAAGGAGGUCCGGAUUUAUCCCUACUCCCGCGGCAAAAUCCUCAGACUGGAUCAUCCGACUCGCUAUGCUUCCCUCGAGUCCUCGUUUAUUCCUCCUGAUCUACUGCUGGUGAGAUCACAAGGCUCAUUGCAAACCCUUCCCAAUGGGAAUGUUUUCAUAAAUUGGGGCUCAGAGGGAGCGAUAACCGAAUUUUCUUCCGAUGGAGAACCACUCUACCACGCAUAUCUGGACUCCCGACCGCUCAGUCGCGGCGACGUGCAGAACUACCGGGCCUUUCGGGCAAACUGGACAGGCCUUUCCAGUGAAGAGCCCGCUGUGGUAGCCUUUCAGCGACAUGAGACCCAUUGGGGCAGCGGUGGAACCGAUAUAUACUUAUCAUGGAAUGGGGAUACCGAGACGGUCAAUUGGCGGCUCCAAUUGCAAGUGGAUACCAGUGACAGCUUACCGGAUGGAUGGAACGAGGAUGUUCGGAACGGAGAACUCGAGACAAAUGUGGCACGGCGGGGAUUUGAGACAGUCCAUCAUGUACCCUUUGCACUGCGUAGUAUUCGCGCAGAAGCUAUUGCUGCAGAUGGAAUAGUUCUUGCCUCGUCUAGGCGAGUGCAAGUACAGGCAUGGGAGGUCUAUCAAUACCUGCUCGAGGAGGACAACGUUGAAGCUGCUGAUCUGAAAGUAUCAUCACCUGGGUCGCGCCUGCGCCCGUUGCUGUUCCAGAAAGCCGAUCAGUUGUGA